Messenger RNA from Corythoichthys intestinalis (scribbled pipefish), 672 nucleotides. RefSeq names its product defender against cell death 1 (gene dad1). The record is from RefSeq and is a predicted model, not a curated record. Gene Ontology annotation, cellular component: membrane; oligosaccharyltransferase complex. Lineage: Eukaryota; Metazoa; Chordata; Actinopteri; Syngnathiformes; Syngnathidae. The transcript is spliced from 3 exons. Gene Ontology annotation, biological process: protein N-linked glycosylation. The coding region runs from base 106 to 447 and encodes 113 amino acids.
CAUAUGCGAACUCUAUGGUUUCUGUGUUUUACGGACACGUCACUUUUGUUACGACGUUAGCUCAGCUUUACAAUCAAAUAACUAAAUAAUUGACCAAGUGCAACGAUGUCGGCUUCAGUUGUAUCGGUAAUUUCUCGGUUUCUUGAAGAAUACUCCACUACGACUUCCAAUAAGUUAAAAGUGGUAGAUGCAUAUUUGUUGUACAUCAUGCUGACGGGAGCGCUGCAGUUUCUUUACUGUCUGCUCGUUGGAACGUUCCCUUUCAACAGCUUUCUUUCUGGCUUUAUCUCUUGUGUCGGCUCUUUCAUUCUAGCAGUGUGUCUUCGUAUCCAGAUCAAUCCACAGAACAAAGGAGACUUCCUGUCAAUCUCACCAGAGAGAGCCUUUGCUGACUUUCUGUUCGCUCACACCGUCCUGCAUCUAGUUGUCAUGAACUUCAUUGGUUGAACAUAUUUUGAAUACAAGCUGGCUCCCCUUGCUGGAAGAUGCAGAUGAGAAGAUGGAAAAGAAUAUUCACGACACAAAACCACAUCUGCUUUUGUACCCCCUAAUGAAAAAAUUGCACUGAUGAAUGUCACAUUCACAGUUUCUUACAAACCAUGGUUGAAUUCAUUUUUUCACGUUUAAAUUUGUUAUUGUUUCAUUGCAAAGAAAUAAAAAGAUGACUUUGAA